Messenger RNA from Microdochium trichocladiopsis, 2079 nucleotides. RefSeq lists its product as uncharacterized. The coding region runs from base 1 to 2079 and encodes 692 amino acids. The transcript is spliced from 2 exons. The record is from RefSeq and is a predicted model, not a curated record. Lineage: Eukaryota; Fungi; Ascomycota; Sordariomycetes; Xylariales; Microdochiaceae.
AUGCUGGGACCCUUGGCCUUGCCUGGGUUCGGCCGAUGGUUGAGUUCUGGCACGCCAGUCCUAGCGUACGCGGUCCUGCUGGGAGAGUCGCACCAUCACCGCAUCCUCUCGUUUGUGCCCGUCUGGGCAAUGUUCGCUGCUGUCACCCUCACGUAUGCCGUGUGCUCGACAUCCUGGCUCCUGUACCUGGUCUUUACCGGGCUCUGCUGGCCGACCAUACUGGUCACAUGCCUACGUCAAUUCGACGCGCCCGGCAGGCUUGCUCGACGCCUGCUGAGAAAGGUCUUUUUGCGGAAUCUGCAUUUCAUCAAUGACCAGAUUGGUCUGUUCAACAUCCCCGCCCUGGAAAUCGAUACCGAGGUCAAGGGCCUCUUUGUGGUGCGCGCAAUCACUUUAUCCAUCUCCACGAUGACGCUCGUUGCCCAUGGAGUCGAAGCUGGCAUCAAGCUCUCGGACGAGAUCGAGCUGGCUAUCCAGACGGACAAGGUUGUCGUCCGGCUCUUCCGCGACAUCCACGUCGACGAUGUGUACGCCAACGUCAAGGGCGGUGACUGGGAAGUCACCUUUGGAGACCUCGCUUACGGCAAGUCGGAGCCGUCAGGCGAUCCAGACGACUUCAUCGCCAGGGACACGGCCAUAUUGAGAGCAGCAACCACCGCCCUCGACGGCACCUUCUCCCGGCCCAAGCGCGCGUCCACCAUGGUCCGUACCAUGACUGCCGACAGGCAGCCGGUAGAAGCCCAAGACCAGAGCUCUGCCUUUUCCAGCGUAAAGACUCUGUCCUCAAAUGAGACGCUUGCAAACAGGGAGCACGAGGAGAUGAUUGAGAUGAUCUACGAGACAAGCCUCAUCACCCAGGCAAAAGAGUCGCUGCGCAAGGCUGUCAAACAGGACGACGAGACACCAGGCAAGCUUGAUCUGGACAACAUGAACGAUAUGCGAGCCGCCGUGUGCGCGCAUAUACACAACAGUCCCUCUAUACCUCAUCCCCCAACCACAUCCAUCCGAGUGUCCACGCUCAGCAAGACCAGCUACCCUCGCGUCAAGGAGUUCCUGCACCGCCUGCCGCUGCUCUACCGCUUGAUGCUCAGCCCGUUGUGCUACCUGCACCACACCAAGCUCCAGUCUGUGACCGUCGCCGGGUCGGGCAAGUGGCUCGUCGUCCUGAUGCGCAAGUACCUCUUCAAGCACUACAGCAGCAGGGACUCGGAGAUCCGCAAGCUCGAGGAGCGCAUAUCCGCAUGGUACGAGGACGCCACCUUUGCCCUCGAGCUGGGCCCGGUCUCCGGCGAGGCUUCCUUCCCCGUCAGCACAAAGUACGACAUCCAGUGCCACCUGAAGGUCUCGGACGUCCUCGCGUACCGCGUUCUCCCCGCGGCCACGCAGCUAGAGCAGGUCGUCCGGCUGGGCGGCGGAGACGCCCUGCUCACCAUCCCGACGUUCCUGUUCCCGCACCAUGAGCACAUAUUCCCGCCCAUGGCUACAGAGUACGAGCUGCUGGAGCUGGAGGCACGCGUCAAGCAGAUGGAAGAAGAGGGCACGCCCGAGGCGGCCAAGGCCCGCAGGGAACUGCGGCAGCGCAGGAAGGACCAGGCGAAUAUGCGCAUCAGCGCGCACGCCCACCUCCCGGCGCGGUUUCAUCAGCAUCUCCUGAACUUUGUCGCCGCGCUCGUGAAAGCGACAAAGCUCAUCGAGAGAGACAACGCGUUCGAGGAGGCCAAGAUCACCUCUCUGCACCACGAGGUUGAGAGCCUGUCCUCGACCGGCACGGCUGGAAGCGGAGACACCGCAGAUACUACCAUGACUGCCAAGUCGAACAACUCUGGCUUCCGGGAUUUCAUGAAAAAGGUCGACACGGGCCUCAAGACCACGUCCGUCAAGACCGUCGAGGGGAUGCGCAAGGCGGGCUUCAGCACCCUGUCCGCCAUGGCCAACGACCGCUGGAUAGCCGCGCUGGUGGGCAAGGUGACCAGGAAGUUGGAGAGCGCGCAGGGGGAGGUCGGAUAUAGUUUUGAUGUGCCCAUCUCGUUGGACGAAGCGCGCAGCAAGCAUGAAUCCCCGUCAAAGCUUCUUCCAUAA